GCAAAGCGACAGACCUGUCUAUUCAACAGAACUACACAAGCUCUGGGACCUUUGAAUAAACGAGAAAAACCGAUCGGCACCUCUUGACUUACAGUUAUUUUCCUUUAAUUUACAUCCAUGAGAUUUUUCAGGCUUACCUUCAAGUGCUUCGUCGACUGCUUUUGAAUCCCCUUCGUCCCCAUCGUCUGUCUGCGACGCAUUGUAAAUAUUAGCUAAUAAUAUCUCUAGCUAUAGCUAGCCUGAAAGCUAAAUAUAGCUAAAUAAUAUUUUUAAUAACAAAAGACAAAAAGUAAAACAAAAGAAAAAAGGAACUGGAUGACUAAAUACAUCUAAAUUGCUAGCUACAAUCUUUUGAACGAUAUUUGCAUUUUAUAAAUUCCAUUUAAAAUAUUGGGGCUAGCUAGCCAUCUACCAGUUCUCCAGCCAGCAUGUCACCGGAGGUGGAUGAGCACAUUCCAGGGGAUAGGGGGCUGUCUCAGGAGGAGACAGGGGUCCCAGUGGAAGAGGAGGGCGGGGUUGUGCGCCCCCUGGUGGCCGUUCCUGGGGUCGGCGGGACGACGGGUGAAGAUGGCCAGUUUGUGGAGAGAGAGACCUGGGCCAGGCAAAUGGACUUCAUUAUGUCCUGUGUGGGCUUUGCUGUGGGCCUCGGUAACGUGUGGAGGUUCCCAUACCUCUGCUACAAAAACGGUGGAGGUGUGUUCCUGAUCCCCUACAUGCUGAUUGUGUUCAUUGGGGGGAUUCCGGUGUUCUUCUUGGAGAUCGCACUGGGACAGUUCAUGAAGCAAGGCGGCGUCUCUGCCUGGAACAUCGCCCCACUUUUCAAAGGUUUGGGGCUUGCGUCCAUGGUGAUCGUGUUCUUCUGUAACACCUAUUACAUCAUGAUCCUGGUGUGGGGGCUGUACUUCCUGCUCCACUCCUUCUCAGCACCCCUGCCCUGGGCCACCUGCGGUCACCCGUGGAACACCCCAAACUGCACCCAGGACUUCCGCAGAGCCUGCAGCAAUCGCAGCGCCCUCCUGGCCCUUCCCCCUGACCCCAGCUCCCCCCAGCACAACCUCUCCUCCUACCCUCUCUCCCCCUCCAUCAACCUCUCCUCUCUCCUUCCUCUCAACUUCAGCUGCCCCGAGAUGGAGGGCCUGCGAUCUCCUGUCAUUGAGUUCUGGGAGCGGAAGGUGCUGCGGUUGUCAGGAGGGUUGGACGAGGCCGGGGAGGUCAGCGGUCACAUGGUUAUGUGUCUGGCGGCCACCUGGGUCAUUGUUUACUUCUGCAUAUGGAAGGGGGUUAAAUCUACUGGCAAGGUGGUGUACUUCACAGCGCUCUUCCCCUACCUGGUGCUGGUGGUGCUGCUGGCCCACGGAGUCACCUUACCAGGAGCUCUGGACGGGAUUGUGUACUACCUGAAGCCUGACUGGUCCAAGCUCGGAGAGGCCCAGGUGUGGAUUGACGCAGGAACGCAGAUCUUUUUCUCCUAUGCUAUUGGCCUGGGUGCACUGACCGCACUGGGAAGUUACAACCGCUUCCACAACAACUGCUACCAGGAUGCCUUUGUCCUUGCCCUGAUCAACAGCGGGACCAGUUUCUUUGCCGGCUUUGUGGUGUUCUCAGUGCUGGGGUUCAUGGCGGCGGAGCAGGGGGUGGACAUCAGCAAGGUUGCAGAGAGCGGGCCUGGCUUGGCUUUCAUCGCCUACCCGAAGGCGGUCACCCUCAUGCCCAUGGCCCCGGUGUGGGCGGCCCUCUUCUUCUUCAUGCUGCUGGUUCUGGGACUGGACAGCCAGUUCGUGGGGGUUGAAGGAUUUAUCACAGGUAUUAUGGACAUGCUUCCCCCUAACACGCUGGCAUGCUCUUUUCGUCGAGAGGUUGUCGUGGCAAUCUGCUGCAUCACCUGCUUCUUUAUCGACCUCUCCAUGGUAACAGAGGGCGGCAUGUAUGUGUUCCAGCUCUUUGAUUACUACUCUGCCAGCGGGAUGACUCUGCUCUGGCAGGCCUUCUGGGAGUGUGUGGUGGUGGCGUGGGUCUAUGGAGCGGACCGCUUCAUGGAUGACGUGGCGCGGAUGAUCGGUUACCGCCCACUCCCCUACAUGAAGUGGUGCUGGUCCUACAUCACGCCCUUAGUGUGUGUGGGUGUCUUCCUUUUCCACGUGGUGAACUACAGGCCUCUGACCUAUAACUCCAGCUAUGUGUACCCCUGCUGGGGAGAGGCCUUGGGCUGGGGGCUGGCACUCUCCUCCAUGCUGUGCAUCCCCAUCAGCGUCCUAUACAAACUGCUGCGCUGCAAGGGCUCGCUCAGAGAGCGCUGGCAGCACCUGACCACCCCGGUGUGGGGGAGACACCACCUGGAGUACCUGGCACCUGAGUCUGAGGCCAAGCUCCUGCCCCCACCCGGACUGAGCAAGAACACCCUGCUCUUCGAGAGCGUCAUCUGACCUGCCCGCCUCCCUCCACCCUGUCUGUGUCUCCGUCCAUCCACGCUCCUCUCCCUUCUGCGUCUCACUCAGAGACACACAUGAACUAUUCAACAGUCACGCACACGCACGCACACACACACACACUCUCACACAGACACACACUCACAUUUACACCAAAGAAAGUGGCUGGAGAACACAUACACAACCAGUACACUCACACCCGCAUGUCUCUCCCCGUGUCUGCGUUUCCCUGUGCCGUGCUGCCGCGUGCUGUCCGUCUCGCUGUGGUACCGUGAUCGUGUUGUGAUGUAGAGUACAGUAGUGUUAUUGUGCCCAGUCAUUCUCUCUCUCUCUCUCUCUCUCUGCUUUGUGUCUGUGUGUCUGUGGUUCCUCCUGCCAUGCUCUGUCUCCACAGAGUUUGGCAGCUCUUCAGCAGCCUUUCUGUGUGAGAGGGGAGCAGUUCUGGUUUUGUCAGUGAUACUAGAUAUUGUACCCACGUGGUUUUCACAAUGAAUUCUCCCUGCAGAAAUUCAGUCAGACAAUCAGAAACAGAAUAAUACUAACACAAUUACUGAAAAUGGAGAUUUACUGUAAUUUGGCUGUGAUUCGCAAGAAACAGGGCGAGUAUUAUUAAAAUGACAAAAACGUGUGUGUGAGAAACCAGAAUGGCCCUGCUCUUAUUACACUGCUUCAGCUUCUUCUCCUAGAGGAAUGAACUAAAUUAGGUUUGGAAAGGACCUUUCUCAUGAUAUCCAUAUAAAUGCUGGGAUGAUGGUUAUGUGUGUGUGCACAUGUGAGAAAGUGAGUGUGCCAUCUGAUCGUGCCUCUUGUGUGAUAAUUGGUGUGUGUGUGCGCAUUUGUGUGUGUCCGUGUGCGUGUGUGUGUGUGUGCGUGUGUGUGCAUGUGUGUGUGUGAACGGGUGUGUGUGUGCGCGCGCGCGUGCGUUUGUGAAAACCGAGCAGUAUCAUUUUCCCUUCUCCACGAGAUCCACCAAUCUCUGGCUGAGCAGGUGAUUGGUCUACAGCUGUGAAUCAGUCCUCUGCGGGUCAGAGAAGCGUGGGCCCUCCACCCCCCCCCCCCCCUAUUAUCAAGGGCCUGAUCUCAGUUCUCUCCCCCCCCCCCCCCCCCCAUAUGCACAACACCUCUAACGAGAACCCAGCUUACGCAUAAAAUCUGUUUUCAGAGGUGGUGAGAGAGUUGUGAGGACUCAGCCGUGCCAUGCUCAAAACAAUGGAGUCACUUUUGUUACAGUUGGGGAGGAGCAUGUCUGCCGUGCUAUCAUGCUAUCAAGUGAGAGCAUAUUAGCCAAUCACAAUCAUCCAUUGCAAGGUCACUGUGUUACAUUCUCGCUGAAGCCAGCCAUCUUUCAUCUCUGGACGUAUGACAAUUUCGCGUGUUUUUCGGUCAGCUAUCAGGUUUUAAAGCCUGUCUUCAUUUCUGUCUUCAUUUUUCGAGCGUGUCAUUGAUUUACUUUCACAUUCCUUUAAAGGCCCAUGCAUGGCAGUGUCUUGAGUGGAAAUUUCAGGUAGCUGCCAUCGCUCUCAUGUCUGCUACAUGCAGCACCAUGUCGGAAGAGCUGUAAAUAGAGUGGGACAGAUUUGCUUUCGGUGGGGUUACAUUACCACCCCUGUCACUCUUGAGCACCUGUCUUUAUGAUCUGUCUAUAGUGUUUACUGCAGUGACAACAGGGCAGCCAUGUUGCUACCCGGCUAAAGCCAAUUUAAUCUCACUCCUCAGUGUACGAGCGCAUGUUACCAAGGAAGGCAGUCAGUGCCUGCUCUCUAAUCCACAGCCCUGCCCUCAACCUGCUCUGCCAGCUAACUUUCCGCCAUUUCCUCUCCUUGCUGUGUAACUGUAUGUUAGAUGUCUUACACCCUCCUCCAAAAAACGCAACCUCCAAAUUCAAAUUAUCUUCAGUGUCAGUAUUCUGUGGGCUUGUAAACCAGUGUUAAUAUUGUGGAACAAGUUUAUUCUUUAUAUCCACGUUGCUGAUGGGAGCUGAAGUGGAGAGGAAGAAAUUUCUGGAAAUGCCAAGCAAAAAGCAAUAAAAGAUGCAAGGAUGUUAA
Molecule: messenger RNA, 4471 nt
Organism: Conger conger (European conger)
Lineage: Eukaryota; Metazoa; Chordata; Actinopteri; Anguilliformes; Congridae
Product: sodium- and chloride-dependent creatine transporter 1
Exons: 14
Coding region: 429-2423 (664 amino acids)
Biological process (GO): sodium ion transmembrane transport
Cellular component (GO): membrane
Source: RefSeq, a predicted model, not a curated record